AUAAUGUAUGUAUUGUUACGACCACCGAGUAAACACGCAUUUUAAAGGUGUGCAGAUUUUGCGGCGUUCGGGAGGAGCCUCCGCUACGCCUCGCUUGUCACUAUGCCCGCUGACCCACAUUCGCGAGACCGCUCGCUCGAGGAAGUGCGCGCAUGAAAUUCAGCAUUGCAUCUCUAGUUAUUGCGCCGAUUAUUCAACGCAGCGCUGCAUUGUGAUCUCGGGGCCAAGGAGCUUAUAUCUGACAGGCACCUGUGUGAGUGUGUUUCUCUGCUUUCACAUUGGCAGGUCCUCUUCACCAAUGUCUUCCCAAUGCAUCAGGUUUUUUAACCCCAGACUGAUCCAUGAGACAGCAUUAUCAUGAGCUCCAGAGACAGAGUUUCGAGAAAUAAGUCAGAGAAGAAAAGGCGAGACCAGUUCAAUGUCCUCAUUAAGGAACUUGGCACCAUGUUGCCUGGAAAUACACGCAAAAUGGACAAGUCUACAAUAUUGCAGAAAAGCAUAGACUACCUGCGCAAGCACAAAGAAAUUGCUGCACAGUCUGAGUCAAGUGAGAUCAAGCAAGAUUGGAAACCCCCAUUUCUUAGCAAUGAAGAGUUUACACAGCUGAUGCUAGAGGCGCUGGAUGGGUUCUUCAUAGUGAUGCUGACAGACGGCAACAUCAUUUACACCUCAGAAAGCGUAACUUCUCUACUUGAGCAUUUAGCCUCGGACCUGGUGGAUCAGAACCUUUUAAACUUUCUACCAGUGGGGGAGCAUGAAGAAGUCUAUAAAGCUCUGUCCUCACACCCAGACAUUGAAAACCUCAACUCUGAUUACCUCAAAUGCAAGAACCAGAUGGAGUUUUGUUGUCACAUGCUCAGAGGUUCUGUGGAUCCCAAGAAACCACCUGUGUAUGAAUAUGUCAAGUUUAUUGGCAACUUUAAGUCACUCGCCAACAUGCCUCUUGCAACCCGAAAUGGCCUUGAGGGAAUUUUACAGCACUCGUUGCAGCCGGCCUUCGACGAUAAAGUCUGUCUUCUUGCGACUGUGAGGCUCGCCAAACCCCAGUUCAUCAAAGAGAUGUGCAUAGUGGAGGAGCCCAAUGUUGAAUUUACAUCUCGACACAGUCUGGAGUGGAAAUUCCUCUUAUUAGAUCACAGAGCACCUCCUAUCAUUGGCUAUAUGCCCUUUGAGGUGUUGGGAACAUCAGGCUAUGACUAUUAUCAUGUAGACGACUUGCAUUCACUGGCCAAAUGCCAUGAGCAUUUAAUGCAGUUUGGAAAAGGGAAAUCAUGUUAUUACCGCUUUUUAACUAAAGGGCAGCAGUGGAUUUGGCUCCAGACUAACUACUACAUCACCUAUCACCAGUGGAACUCACGACCAGAGUUUAUCGUGUGCACGCACACAGUUGUGAGUUAUGCUGAGGUGCGAGCAGUGCAGAGGAGAGAGAUGGGUAUAGAGGAAUCUCCCCUUGAGUUGCCCGGAGAUAAGCAGUCUCAGAUUUCUGGCUCUGAAUCUCAGUUAAACACCUCCAGACUGAAGGAGGUUCUGGAGUGCUUCAGUCGCACACCUUCCACCUCCUCAAGGAGCUCCCGCAAGUCCUCGCACACCGCUGUCUCCGACAACACCUGUACCUCAACUCCCUCUAAGCUACAGAUGGAUGUGAGCACUCCACCCCGGCCCGCCACUGUUGAUAUGACACCCCAACGUCGUUCCUCUAUCAGCACCCAUUCCAUGAGUUCUCAAAAAAACAAUCAGACUGGAUCUCCGGUCCAAAUCAACCAACAGCAACAACCUCAACCACAGCAGCAGGUUCAACCUAAUGCCCUGUUCUCUGCACAGUUGAACGCAAUGCAGCACCUGAAGGAGCAAUUGGAGCAAAGGACAUGCAUGAUCGAAGCUAACAUUCAGAAACAGCAGGAGGAACUGAGACAGAUUCAUGAGCAGCUCCAGAGGGUGCAGGGACAGGGCACUCAGAUGAUACUGCAGCAGUCGGGUGGUGGACUGAGUGUACAGUUGCCGCAAGUUGGAGGAGCACAGACUAACAUUUUAGGGGUUGGAGCACAGACUGGGGUCAUAGCUAUACAAGGCCAAAAUGUGACAAGUACAGCACAGAGUGGGACUGUUCCACAGCAACAAGCACUUCCACAGCAACAGGCUCCUCGUUCCCUGCAGCAGGGCUCUUCUGUUACACAGCAUGGUCCUGUGUAUAAUACCAUGAUGAUCAGCCAGCCUGCCAAUGCCAAUGUUGUGCAGAUACCCAGCAGUCUGGCACCAAAAAUAAAUCAGGGAAAUGCAAUCAACAGGUUUCCUGCCGGGCAGCAGUUGAUCACUAAGAUUGUGACGGCUCCAGUGGCGUGUGGCGCUGUCAUGGUACCCACAACAAUGUUUAUGGGUCAGGUUGUGACAGCUUAUAGCCCGUUUGCACAGCAACAAGGUCAGACACAGACCAUAGCACUGCAGCCUCAGUCAACAGUGCCUGCAGAACAGGCUCAAACUACCACAUUACAAACAAGUCAACAGCAGGGGGCGACGCAGCAACCAUUUUUACAGGUAACAAAGCAUGCACAUAGUUUCAUUUUGAGUCUACUCAGAACUAUGAUUCAGUGAUUGGUAUGCAUCAC
This is a messenger RNA of Sinocyclocheilus grahami, 2603 nucleotides long. Its product is annotated as circadian locomoter output cycles protein kaput-like. Gene Ontology annotation, biological process: regulation of transcription by RNA polymerase II; circadian regulation of gene expression. Bases 358 to 2589 code for a protein of 743 amino acids. Gene Ontology annotation, molecular function: E-box binding; DNA-binding transcription factor activity, RNA polymerase II-specific; protein dimerization activity. NCBI's taxonomy places the organism in Eukaryota, Metazoa, Chordata, Actinopteri, Cypriniformes, Cyprinidae. The transcript is spliced from 19 exons. Gene Ontology annotation, cellular component: nucleus; cytoplasm; CLOCK-BMAL transcription complex. The record is from RefSeq and is a predicted model, not a curated record.